Messenger RNA from Caenorhabditis angaria, 1754 nucleotides. The record is from the annotation of a GenBank genome assembly. NCBI's taxonomy places the organism in Eukaryota, Metazoa, Nematoda, Chromadorea, Rhabditida, Rhabditidae.
AUGGACACGCUUAAAAUUGGAAAUAUUCUCGAAAUCGCCCAAGACCUCAUAAAAAACACGAUUCUAGAUAUUGAGAAAUCUACCGAGCGCACCGAUCUCAUGGCCCUAGUAAGUUUUUUUUAAUUAUUUCAUUUUUUUUUAAUUCAUCUAUAUUUAAUAAAGCUCGUUUAUUUUUUAGAUUGCUGAUAUAAAAAUCAAUCUUGGUAUCAUAAACGACGACCUACUAAAACCUAUAAAAGACAACUUGGCGCAAACGCCAAAAAACAUCUUGCAACUCAAGGAGCCGUGGGCUCCAAAAAAGUUGGCUGCUGUGCCAAACAAGAAGCCAGUAAGUUUUUAACAAUCUUUUUUACAAAUCAAUAAAUUCUUUUUUAUUCAGUGGCUCACGCCAAAAAAACCGCGUGAGCACGUUGAAUUGCCAAGAAAGGUGCGAGGAAGGAAGAUGACACUGCUAAAGAGUAUAUCGAUGAGCAUCCUCCAUCGACGCUCUAUUUCUGAUCGAGCCGAAGCGGAGAGUGGAUUCUUAAUCAGAUUUCACGAGUUCAACAGAGCCGGAGCGACCUUCGACUAGACGGACGAUUGAGAAUUGAGGUGUAUAUGAUGAGCCGACCUGAAUAAAGGAUUUCUCUCUGGAAAAAUGAGAUAGUGCUUUAGGGUCAACCGGGUGUUUUCACAACCAUCAAAAUGAUUGUGAAGGAUCAAUGGCGAGGGUUAUUGAAGACGAUAUCAAUAGGUAUAAUUUUUUUGAACACCGAUAUAGUGAGGAACGGAAAUUUGAAAAUAAUUGAAGAGAAGAAAAAGACUUGGUUAUCCACCAAAUCAUCGGUAAAGAAGAAAAUAUCUCUAAACUGAAAAGGAACAACGUUUUUUCCAGAACAAGGUGCAAUCGAAUUUAGCCAUUCGAGCACGUUGGUUUUGACAAAAACCAAGUGAUUUUUGAUGUCAGUGACUUGCCAAAAAUUGCUGAAAAAUAUCCUGAAUAUCGGAUAAAUCUAUACAAAAGAGACCCGAGGAAGCACUGUUGGAUAUUAGACGAGAAACAUGUGUACAAUUCAUAUUGCACGCAAAAGAAUUUGAAUAUCGGGUACCAUGAUGGAAAAUUCGAUUGUCUACUACAACCAUCACUUGGAAUUUGUGAAUAAAGCGUUAGCUGUCCACAUUGUGCUGCACCAUUGGAAUUACGACUCUACAAAGAUGAACCACAUAGCUGUACCGAGAAUAUUUGGUGCCGACGUUGCGUAAGAAGAGUUGGACCUAAUCAUAAUUGUUGUUGGCAACCAACCUGAGAUUGGAUGGGCGGCUUAGAAUUGAAAUGUAUAUGGUCAACCUUCAAGACAAAUCAAAUAUUUCAAAAAAAUUUUUUCUAAUGGUUCUUUAAGAACAGUAACUGUACUGUUUUUCAAAGUUUCAAAAGGUAUGAUCAUGUUCACUUUGUGAAAUGUUGUUUGGAAAAGUUCAAAGUCAAUCCAAAUGCACUUUAUCGAGGUACAAGAUUGAUAACCGGCACAAUAAAGAGACAGAGAGCAAGGAGGAAUGAGCCAGCCAAACACAACACAAUUCAUUUGAAGGGUUCACUCAAUUGGCUUCAAAUGAGUCUUGACAAACUUCCAGCCGCAUUUGGUUUUGUGGACGAAGUCAAAGGCUUCUUCCCAUAUAAUCUAAACAUGCCUGAAAAUAUUGUGGUAAAAAAAGCUCCUGAUAUUCUACUAAUAUUAUCGAUCAAGUUGGAGUUCGACGAAAAUGGAAUAAAAUAA